AUGGAGAAAAUGAUUAGCCUGUCAUGCUCAUCGGAUCUGAAGAUGGCUUUGUUCACUUCCGGCUCUCACAAGCCGCCGUCAUACUCUUCCUCCAUAGUUUCUUUCUCGUUCCGUGCCAUAAGAUCCGCAAGGUCGUUUGCUAAUCGCCGUGAAGUCAACCGAACAAAUCCUUCUCCGGCAUCCCCAAAAAUGAGGGCCACACAGGAUCUCAUUAAGGGGCUCAAGUCUGAGAUCACAACUGUUCAGGAGGAUUUAGAAAUAUUUCGUGCAGUGGAGGGUACAUACGAGUUUCCAUUUGAAAUUGUCACUCGUUUAGGAUGUGGCCUGAAAACCACGGAGACGGAACUCAAAAGAGAACUUGACGAUGAGAUUAUUCGAGUGUCAGUUGAGUAUGAUACUGACGAAGAAGAUGACGAUGAUGAAGAUGAAUAUGAAGAUGAGGAUGAGGAUGAGGAAGAUUAUGAUGAAGAACAAGAUGAAGAGGAUGACGAUGAUAAAGAAGGAGCAGAAGAUGAUGAUGAUGAUGAUGAAGACUCUGGCAUCCCAAUGAAAGUGAGCAUUUCCCAAAAAACUACUGGACAGCAACUGGAGUUGGAUGUCACUGCUUUCCCUGAUGAGAUUUGCGUCGACAAAUUUUCAAUCAAGAAACCGGAGCAUUCGAACCGUGAUUUAACAAAAACCGGCAGCCAGUACUUGGCUAACUUACAGAAGGAAUUGGUCAAAUAUCUUGAGGUUAAAGGGGUCACGCCCAACACAAUUGAAUUAUGGAAGGCCAACUUGAAGAACAAAGAGGACAGAGAAUCCCUGACGAAUAUGCAGGACCUCAGGGCUUUUGUGGAACAAAGCACCAUUUCCACUGGUGCUAGCUAG
Argentina anserina (silverweed cinquefoil) is the source of this 870-nucleotide messenger RNA. RefSeq lists its product as uncharacterized. Lineage: Eukaryota; Viridiplantae; Streptophyta; Magnoliopsida; Rosales; Rosaceae. The transcript is spliced from 3 exons. The record is from RefSeq and is a predicted model, not a curated record. Gene Ontology annotation, cellular component: mitochondrial matrix. Bases 1 to 870 code for a protein of 289 amino acids.